AUGGCCGAAGUGAUAGCGACCAUCUCCGUAAUAUCAUCCAUUAUCGGACUGGUCGAUUUCAGUGCGAAGGUCAUCUCUCGAAUAAACGAUUACCGAUCUUCGGCGGAGACGAUACCAGCAGCAUUGAAGGAGAUCCGCCUACAGCUACCGCUGUUGGUGGGUGACUUGGAACGAAUCAAGGAACAGGCCGAAGACGAUGGACUGGACAAUGAUACCAGGCGAGCCGUUCUUGCGAUUGUGGAAGGUUGUCAUGAAGAUACGCAGGCUUUGUACAGUAUACUGACAGCAGUCGGCCCACAACAAGGCGAUUCAACCUGGAGAACAGGCCAAAAGGCGCUCUUAAGCAUCGCAAAGUACGAUGAUAGGAUCAAAGAGAUCUCCGAUGCGCUUCGCCAUCAUGUUGUCUAUCUUACCAACCAUCUCAUGGUGGAUAUGACGCAACAUAGAGCUGGUCUCGUAGAUCGCUCACUGCAGCCGUCGACCGCACCGCCACGUCCGAAGCCGAGCAUCCUGAUUCCAUUCAAGCGAGAUGCAGAGCACUUUGUGGGAAGGGCAGAUCUCAUGCGGUCGCUCGAUGGGGGGUUUAAUGACCGCAAUCGACUUGCACUGGUUGGGCUGGGCGGCGUGGGGAAAUCUCAGGUCGCCAUUGAGUAUGCCUACCGUCUGGUCGAACAAGAGCCGGAUACCUGGGUAUUCUGGGUUCAUGUUAACACACGGGCGCGCUGCAAGCAGUCUUUCGCGGACGUCGCGCGCAAAGUGCAGCUUCCAAAGAUUGAGCAUCCGGAACACGACGCAUUGCAAGAAGUCACCGAUUGGCUCAAUGACAAGUCACAUGGGCGUUGGCUUUUGAUCUUCGACAACUGUGAUGAUCUGGACGUGAUCAGGAACAUCGAACAUGGGCUCACCGGGUCGUCCAGGUUCGGUGGCGUUGAGGAGAAGCCACUUAUAGAAUACAUCCCUAAAGCCGAGCAUGGCAAGAUCCUCGCAACAUGUCGUAGCCGCGACGUCGCCAUGGAGAUGAUGUACAGCGAUGAGCAAGCUCUCAUUGCAGUCACCGAGAUGAGCAUCGAUGAAGCGCGAAAAUUGCUGCGCGCAAAGCUACCAAAUGACCGGUCGUCAGACGCCGAAUUCACGGCUUUGGCGGACGAGCUGGGCCAUAUACCGCUCGCGCUGAAGCAAGCAGCUGCUUAUGUUAGUCUGAAUCGAGGACAUAUGACCGUCUCGAAAUAUCUUCGGCAGUUCACCAAGAGCUCAGGGUCGCAAACUAAGCUCUUGAUGAAGGAGUUCAACGAUGAAAGCCGCGAUUGGACCUCGAAGAACUCCAUCAUCCUAACCUGGGAGAUCUCUUUCAAUAAAAUUCGCUCGAGCAACCCUUCGGCGGCUGAGCUGCUGUCUCUCAUGAGCUCGUUCGAUCGCCAGGGCAUCCCGCGGUAUUUGCUGUGCGAGGAAGAAGAUGACUUGGACUUCGAAGACGACAUUGGCCUGCUGAUCAACUACUCUCUCGUUACCGAGAACUCUGAGGAUGACAACUACAACAUGCACCGCUUGGUACAGCUGACGACGCAGAGCUGGCUCGAGACUCAGAAGCGGCAGACGCACUGGUGGGAAGAAGCCUUGAAGUCCCUAACAAUGGCUUUCCCUGAGGAUAAUCAUGACAACUGGAAGAUGUGCUCUGCACUGUUGCCGCAUGCCCAGCUUGUGGCAAGCCGACAAUUCAGCUCACCUUCCUCCGAUCAGCCGCUCUCAGAGUUGUUUCGAAAAGGAGGUGUUUAUGACAUGGGACAGGGCCGCUAUGAAGCAGCUCAUCAACGCUUGACGGCUUCAUACUACAUUCGCCAGCGACCGUUCGGCGAAGAGCACGCCUCAACACUUGAUUCGCUUAAUGCACUUGGGAGCGUGCUAGAGAGGGAAGGGCAUUGGCGAGAAGCUGAGACGACACAUCGCAAGACACUGGCUAUAAGGCGCCGGUUGUAUGGAGAUUCUGACGUGCAAACGCUGGAGGCAGAGAACAGUCUUUGCCUAGAUCUCAUAGAUGAGGGCGAAUAUGACGAAGCAGAGAUUCUCUUACGACAGGCGCUCGACUUGGAGAAGUCGCUCGAUAAUAAGCAUCAUGUGAGGUUGGAUUCGAUGACUUAUCUGGGGCUGGUGUUGGAGCAUCAAGGACGUUUCUUGGAGGCUGCCGACAUCUAUCGGAGCGUUCUUGAAAUGCAAGAUCAAUUUUACAGCUCCGAACAUCCUGCAACCCUUGAGACGGUCAACCACCUCGGGCGAACGCUUUCUGUCCUUGGUCUGUGGACCGAGGCGGCGUCAAUGCUUGCAAGGGCUCACGAAUCUAAGAGUGAAGUACUUGGCCCAGAGCAUCCGAAAACGCUCGACGCAUUGUCUGCAUUGAUCGAUAACCAGGAAAGGCAAGGCAAGUUGAAAGAAGUGGCCAAAUUACCGCAGAACCUUAUCGACUUACAGGACAGAGUUUUCGGACACGACCAUCCCACAACUCUCGAGAGUCUCAACCAUCUUGCCAACAUCAAGAUAACAACCGGGCUCUACGCCGAAUCCAUGGAGAUCCUGGAAGACGCCCUCAGAAAGAAUGUGCAGAAUGCCGGGCCCGAACAUCCUCUCUCGCUGCGCAUCCGCCGCAACAUCGGCAAAUGCUGGAAGGAUAGCACCGAUGAAGCGAAAGGCGCCGAGAUCGAGAAGGAAGUGCUGGAAAUACAGGAACGAACCCUAGGGCCCGAUAACCCUGACACCAUCCAGACUGUGUGCGCACUUGCAGAGUCGAUGGGUCUCAUCGGGAGCUUUGCAGAGGCGCAUCGGCUGAUCAACCGUGCUAUAGUGUACAAUAUUGAGCACCUGGGCCGCACUCAUGCACAGACCUUGAUUUCGCUUGAGACUCAGGCCUUCGUUCUCCAGCAGGAAGAGCGAUGGGAGGAUUCGGCACAAGCCUACCGACAGCUAGUGAGAACGGAGGAGGAGAUAUUCGGGCUCAACCAUCCCACCACUUUGCAAGCCAACCACAAUCUUGGAUUCGCUCUCGCAAAGAGCGGCACUGUUGAGAAAGCUUCGAGGCUGAACAACUCUUGA
Molecule: messenger RNA, 3081 nt
Organism: Anthostomella pinea
Lineage: Eukaryota; Fungi; Ascomycota; Sordariomycetes; Xylariales; Xylariaceae
Source: the annotation of a GenBank genome assembly